CGCAUAUUGAGACCUCAGAUCUUGCCUAUUGUUCGACAUUCCUUUUUCACGCCCACAAUCGCCCAACCAUGACGAAGACGAACCAUGGUCUUGCCUCGUCGAGGCGCAAGUCUCGCAAACUUCACUUCGGCGCCCCGUCCAGCGUGCGACGAACGAUCAUGAGCGCUCCUCUGAGCAAGGAACUAAGAGAAAAGCACAAUGUCCGCAGCAUCCCCAUCCGCAAAGACGACGAAGUCACCAUCGUGCGAGGCUCCAACAAGGGCCGCGAGGGAAAAGUCACCUCGGUCUACCGACUGAAAUACCUCAUCCACAUCGAACGUGUAUCCCGAGAGAAGUCGAACGGCCAAUCCGUCCCGAUCGGCGUGCAUCCCAGCAAAGUUGUUGUGACGAAACUCAAGCUCGACAAGGACCGAGAGAAGAUCCUGGAGAGGAUCGGCAAGGGAAGAGAGGCCGUCAAGUCGAAGGAGUAGAGAGAGAGGAAAAAGCGAGCGUGCGCAUGUCCUUGUCAUGGGGAGCUGGCGAUACUGGAUUUUUCCCAAUGCACGGGGUGAGCAGGAAAACCAUUCAAUCGGACUCGGAGCAUUCCUCGACGGUUUCCAUGAGGAUAGUUAUCAACGACAUGAGUUGAUAGAGGUGAGGGGCGUCAUACAUACCCGAAGACCGGACGUCUCAUUCGGGGCUUGAAUGGAAAGAAAAACGAAGCAAAAUCAUUCGAAAAGAACAGGUCAAGGGGCAGACGUUUUUCGCUCCAGCUUGCAAGUCAACCCGCAUUUCUUCAACGAUGCUUGCAGAAGCAUGUUUCCCCCCUCCUCCUAUUCUCCGAACCUUGACGCUCCAGGAUUUUUGCAGACUUUUUUGCCAGUAUUAUCUCCUUGUCUACCGAUCUUCCCGUGGUUACCCAAGGUAUACGGCUGGCGCAAAUUGAACAAUCAUCUUUUCCCUUCUCCUUUUGUGAGAGGAUGGAAAGCUCGCCGGCAGACUGUCUACAAGGAUACGAUCCAAUGAGUUGCAGGAUUUGAUGGCGAGGGACAAUUCCCCCCUCCCGGUCUCCACGUCAUGGAUUUCCU
Molecule: messenger RNA, 1067 nt
Organism: Cladophialophora immunda
Lineage: Eukaryota; Fungi; Ascomycota; Eurotiomycetes; Chaetothyriales; Herpotrichiellaceae
Product: ribosomal protein L24
Exons: 3
Coding region: 69-470 (133 amino acids)
Biological process (GO): ribosomal large subunit biogenesis; cytoplasmic translation
Cellular component (GO): ribosome; cytosolic large ribosomal subunit
Molecular function (GO): structural constituent of ribosome; RNA binding
Source: RefSeq, a predicted model, not a curated record